Leopardus geoffroyi (Geoffroy's cat) is the source of this 2720-nucleotide messenger RNA. RefSeq names its product ring finger protein 26 (gene RNF26). The transcript is spliced from 2 exons. The record is from RefSeq and is a predicted model, not a curated record. NCBI's taxonomy places the organism in Eukaryota, Metazoa, Chordata, Mammalia, Carnivora, Felidae. The coding region runs from base 505 to 1806 and encodes 433 amino acids. Gene Ontology annotation, molecular function: ubiquitin protein ligase activity. Gene Ontology annotation, biological process: protein ubiquitination; ubiquitin-dependent protein catabolic process.
CUUUUUGCCCCACCCUUUCGCACACAAGAUGGCGGCGCCCAGCGGAAUAGAGGCCGCGUUUGGGGUUUGCUGAAGCUGACUCCCUUUCCCCCUGCCCCUUUGGACGCAAAGAGCCGCGAGCCCCGGCCCGAUCCCAUCCGUUCCCGGUCUCCUCUCGGUCUGACCCACUGCCCGGCCGUGGUUCGCCACCACCAGGCCUCCAAAGCUGAGAUAUCUCCUCCAGCCCGGGCUCACCUCCACUUUAGAGAUGUUUGGCCUCUUCCCUUCCAAACGGGCCGCAUUCAAAACCGGGACUCCUGGACCAGCACCUGGUCUCCUUUCCCUCCACUGAGACUCCACUUCGCUCUAACCCACUCCUUCCUCUGUUUCUUGAUUCUUCCUGGCUUGGAGACUGCCUCACUUCCCUUCCAAAUUAAUCUCCGACGCCCCCAAAUAUUAUUAACCUUGACACCUUCCUCAACCGGGAGUCAGACUUCCUUUUGGAUUAACCUCCACAGUCCUAUCAUGGAGGCUGUGUACCUGAUAGUGAAUGGGGUGGGCCUUGUGCUGGACCUGCUGACCUUGGUGUUGGAUCUCAACUUCCUGCUGGUGUCCUCCCUCCUGGCUUCUCUGGCCUGGCUCCUGGCCUUCAUCUACAACCUGCCACACACGGUACUGACUAGUCUUCUGCACCUGGGCCGCGGAGUCCUGCUUUCACUGCUGGCCUUGAUCGAAGCCUUGGUCCGGUUCACCUUUGGGGGCUUGCAGGCCUUGUGUACUCUGAUGUACAGCUGCUGCUCUGGCCUGGAGAGCUUAAAGCUCCUGGGGCACCUGGCCUCUCACGGGGCACUGAGGAGCCGGGAGAUACUGCACCGGGGUGUCCUCAACGUGGUCUCCAGUGGCCAUGCUUUGCUGCGCCAGGCCUGUGACAUCUGUGCCAUUGCCAUGAGCCUGGUGGCCUACGUGAUCAACAGUCUGGUCAACAUCUGUCUCAUUGGCACUCAGAACCUUUUCUCCCUGAUGCUGGCCCUGUGGGAUGCCGUGAUGGGGCCACUGUGGAGGAUGACGGACGUUGUAGCUGCCUUUCUAGCCCACAUUUCCAGCAGUGCUGUGGCCAUGGCCAUCCUCCUCUGGACCCCCUGCCAACUAGCACUGGAGCUCCUAGCGUCAGCUGCCCGCCUCCUGGCCAGCUUCGUGCUUGUCAAUGUCACCGGCCUGGUGCUGCUGGCUUGUGUGCUGGCGGUGAUGGUGACCGUGUUGCACCCGGACCUCACUCUGAGACUGGCCACCCGGGCACUCAGUCAGCUCCAUGCCCGGCCAUCCUACCACCGGCUGCGAGAAGAUGUCGUGCGGCUAUCUCGCCUGGCACUGGACUUGGAGGCCUGGCGCCGAGUCUGGAGCCGCAGCCUGCAGCUGGCCACCUGGCCGAACCGGGGAGGGGCCCCCGGGGCUCCUCAGGGUGGCCCGAGGAGGGCGCCCUCGGCCAGGACCUGGCGACAGGACACUCUUCCUGAAACAGGGCCCAGAUCAGAGGCAGAAGAGGAGGAGGUCGGGACGGUCAGAGCAACAGCUGCCCGCGGCCGGGAGAGGCUCAAUGAGGAGGAGCCCGUAGCUGGGCAAGACCCAUGGAAGUUGCUCAAGGAGCAAGAGGAGCGGAAGAAGUGUGUCAUCUGCCAGGACCAGAGCAAGACGGUGCUGCUGCUGCCCUGUCGGCACCUGUGCCUGUGCCAGGCUUGCACUGAAAUCCUGAUGCGCCACCCCAUCUACCACCGCAACUGUCCACUCUGCCGCCGGGGCAUUCUGCAGACCCUCAAUGUCUACCUCUGAAGACUCCUUCCCUGUCGGCCCACCCGUCUGUGCUCCAUGAAGCCACCUGUGCUAGGACAGCUUUAACACCCGACCUCUCGGUUUCCGGCCUGAUUUCCCUCCUGCCCCCAUGGCUGUGAUGCCAAGCCUCUAAGCCAUACAUCCAGGACAUUGAGAUAGGAUACUCUGGAAGACUUAUGAGCCGGGUGGGGCAGGGUAACAGCUCUUCCUUACCCUGUGGGUCCCUGUGACGCCGGAGGUGGUGAGUGUGUCACACUAUGCAAGGCCCCGAGACUGCCGUGGACUCCCCUCCAGGUUGCCAGGGCCCAUCCAGAUGCCAGCCUCUGGGGCUCCCCACCCCGUGCUUCUGGUUUUUCUGUUGGGGAUUUGCAGGUCCUCUCCCUGGCCCCUCCCCAUUUCCUCCCCAGCUUCAGCCACAACAAAGCACUGUCAUUUGGGUGUUUGGGCAACUCAGGGGCCUUGGAAUGAUCUUGAACCUUUGCUUUCAGCCAGAGCGCCCGUGCCCUGGUAAGCCUUGGGGAUAGUAUCUCUCAGGUGCCCUUAGAGCUACCACUUCUGCCUGUCUUGAUCUUACGAGGCUCCCUCCCAACCUGAUCCAAGAGCUAGGAUCAAGAGUUUACCCCUUGGAGGGUGGGUGUCUGCACCUGGCUUUGGGACCACAUACCCUCUGGCACCCCAGCUCCACUGGGAGCCUCAGGAGGGAUAACCAGAUUUCUACUCCUACCCUUUUCACUCCCCAUAUCACAGAGAACAUUGGCAUUCCCCUUCUGUUUGUCUCUCCCUGGCACUGGGGAGGGCAGACCGUGCACAUUUGACUAGGGUCCAAAUACAGAAGGGGCCAGCCUAGGGGCAUGCAGCUCCCUGCUGGGUCUGUGUGGCCCAGUUUCUAGUGAAUAAAGUUCUGUUGACCGCUC